Molecule: messenger RNA, 1154 nt
Organism: Orbicella faveolata
Lineage: Eukaryota; Metazoa; Cnidaria; Anthozoa; Scleractinia; Merulinidae
Source: RefSeq, a predicted model, not a curated record
UGACCAAAAUGGCCAAAAUCGAUCCCCUAUGACCAAGAUGACUGAAAAACCACAUCCUUUGGGGCCGCACAUACCUAUAUUGCCCAUAUAAGGGCAAGGUUUGUUUGUAUCAACUAUGAUUACACAAGUGCCAUUGUCUUUUAAAAUGAUUUUAAAAAGCUUGCCUUUGACUGAAAGUGUUAAAUAGAGUUGACAAGAAUAAAUGCUUAACAAGGUCGACAAAGGAUUUGGUGGGGGAGCAUGCGUGGCGUUUGCGUGUGGUGGCACGACUUUGAAGCAGGAGUCCACUUCGUCAAGUUUUGGGAAUUUUUUCAUCAAUAUUCCAACAUCUUGGCGUAUGAACCUCGAGUAAUGGUACCUUACACAAACUUAUGGUAAACAACGGCCGAAAACAUAAAAGAGCAGACCGUGGGUCGACCGAAGAAGACCUUACAACGCCAAAGCGAGCCAACAUGGCGGCGAUCGAAGGUGGAGAGAAAGAAGACUCUUCAACAGAAGCACCUCUGGAAAUAUGUCAAGAACCUAGCCUCGGUGACCUCAGAGAAAUGCUGGUAGAUAUUCAAAUUACUGUCAACAACAUUUUGCUUGGAAACAAGAGAAUCAGUGGUGAGGCAAUGGAGCUUAAAACUAUCGUACAAAAACAGAAAGCUGAGUUAUCUGCCAUCAAGGAGGCUUUAGAUCUAACUACAAAACAGUGUGCGAACUUUGAAAAAGAACUGGCCGCCGCUAGAGAUCAAUUAGCCGGACAGGAAGAGGAAAUAGUGGAAUUGUAUGACCUGCAAGAUCGCCUGGAACAAUGCACUAGAAAGAAUUCGCUCGAGUUUCAUGGAAUCCCUGAGAGAGCUUACUCUUCGCCAGAGGAGGUUAUAUUAAAAAUUUCAGAGGCGUUGGAGGUCCCUGCUGUGGUCCCUCAGGAUAUCGAAAUCUCUCAUGAGCUCAACAACAAGGGCAACAAGGCUAUAAUCGCGAAAUUUAUCAGCCAUAAAGUUAAGUCAAAUCUGUUUCGUGCACGAACUAAACUGAAAAGCAUCAAGAUGACCGAUCUUUUCCCUGGUUCUUCUUACGCGACAACAACAGAAGCUAACAGGAUCUCUAUCAAUGAAAAUCUAACCUCGUAUCGCGGGAGAAUCAUGAAGAAUGAAGAAAGCAAAUGA